Molecule: messenger RNA, 2152 nt
Organism: Octopus sinensis (East Asian common octopus)
Lineage: Eukaryota; Metazoa; Mollusca; Cephalopoda; Octopoda; Octopodidae
Product: probable G-protein coupled receptor B0563.6
Exons: 2
Coding region: 199-1323 (374 amino acids)
Biological process (GO): G protein-coupled receptor signaling pathway
Cellular component (GO): membrane
Molecular function (GO): G protein-coupled receptor activity
Source: RefSeq, a predicted model, not a curated record
GAUAAAAUUCGUUUGGAUGAGAUGCUGCAGCCAACUAUAUGGCUACACGUGACAUUGUUUAUCUCAAAUUAUUAGUACUGUGUUUAUAUAAAACCAUUUCUGGAACAGCUUAUCUUCAACUCAUUCUAGAAUAAGAUCCUUAUUAAUCUGUAUUUUCAAAACCGAAAUAAGAACAGAAAAGACAAAGAAAAUAUCAAAAUGUCAAUUCCUAAAUAUUUGAGUAAUUCCGAACUAAAAACCAACCUAAGUGGACUUAACAGCGACCGCUUAAUUCAACAAGUCGUCGAUGUUAUCAACAAUAGUACCUGUACCUGCAGCAAACACUCUAAUUACACAGUGACGACCCUACAAACAGCUCAGAUAAUAUUUAGUCGCGUCGUCACCCCAGUUGUAUGCGGAUUUGGCAUUAUCAGCAAUCUGUUGAAUUUCAUUGUACUAUCACAUCGGAAGCUGAACCAGUCGCCAUACACAUAUCUCCAACUUCUAGCAGUCGCUGAUUUUUGUGUUUUGUUCUUGACAUUUUUCUACAACACUGUAUCACAAGGAUCUGGUAACAAAAGUUAUUUUUGGAAGAUUUAUGAUAGUAAAAUUUUCUUUCCGGUCGUUAAUAUUUUUGUGACAUCAAGUAUUUGGUUGACAAUGGUUUUGACAAUCGAUCGGUUCCGAUUUGUACGAUAUCCGUUCCAUGCAAAGACAUUAUGUAAACGAAGUUAUGCUAUCCUUAAGUCAGCUAUCGUGUUUUUUGCUUCAUCGUUAGAAAAUCUGCCAAAGUUCUUUAUGUUCUAUGUUGAACUUGAUAGCUCGGGUGAUUGCUACACAACACAGUUAUCAACGUUUUUCUCAAAUACCGAGUCACUCAUUAUCCGGUGGUUUCAUAUUCUCCUAGUCAAUGCCAUCCCACUGGUCACAUUAACCGUUAUUAAUUUUUAUCUUGUGUAUGCUGUUCACCAAGCACAGAAACUGCGCCGUUGUAUGCAAGCAAAGGGCCGUCAGAGUUCGUCAGUCAUGGACCAACAGCGUAUGACUGUUACACUUAUAAGCAUAACAUUCCUAUUCAUCAUUUGUACAACAAUGUCAGCCUUCGUCAAUCAAGUUAUUGCUGUUGCAUUUUAUGGAGGUCCACAGACUGUAAAGACACCUCUCUUCAAAUUUUUGCGAGCAUUUUCGAAUUUUCUAAUGACAGUCAACCACUCCAUGAAUUUUGUGAUGUACUGUGCUUUCAACCGAAAGUUCUGCCGUGUCUUCCGCAUGACCAUUCACAGGUGGUGUUCAGUGUUUGGUAAAUUUUCUAGAAGUAAGUCUGAUACAAUUGAACACAUAUAACAAAAAAGACACGUUAAAAAGUGAAUUCAAAUAAAAAAAAGUACAAAAACAAAAGCAAAACGGAAUAAAAACAGGAAAAAAAGCGGACUAAAAAAAGAUAAAGAAACAAUAUGAACUGAAAUCAAUUUGAUGCCCAAAAUACAGAAACAUGCAUUCUGUCUUCUCUUUUAAUGUUCCAGGUAGAAGACACCCACCUCUCAACUAUCACUCUUCUCUUCGUGUUUUCAUUUUCUCUCACUUUCUAUUUCUCUCACUCACUCUGUCACAUAUUCUUUCAGUAAACUUUACCUCUAUUCAUAACAUCUAUACUAUAAUGCUUAUAUCUACAAUGUUAAAUUCCCAAUAUCAUUUACAUCAUUGAUAUUAUAAAAGCAUUUCUGUUUAAAAUCACAUUGCUUCAAUUCCUCAAAUAAUCAUGCAAAAGUAGCUGUAAGGCCUUUUUAGACUGCAAAACAGCCGUGACAAACCCCGCAGGUAAAAGAUACAUUAGCAGCAAUGAGUUAUUGUGACUGUUUUUCUUCCACAUUCAUUGAAGAUACCCGGCAUUCAAUAUCUUGUCCAAUAGUAAGAUGAGCAAUGCUUUACUUCGUUCAAAUAAUUGCUGCACAUAAUGCGUUCAGAGAAAAUUGUACUUUACGCUUGUGGCUUCACUGGUGACUAUUGAGCCCAGCUCUUGAUAGACAUACGUCUGCAGGCCAAACUCCAUUCACUACACUGAGGGUGCGUUUUCGAGUAGCUCGUAUAAGUUCAGCAAGCAAAAUCGUGUUACUUCAAGAUUCCCCUCAUAUUUCAUGCAUUCACACACAUACACACACCCACACAACCCCCA